AUGGCGGGCAACGCUGGUUACGACCGACACAUUACCAUUUUCUCCGACCAAGGAAGACUGUACCAAGUUGAAUAUGCCUUCAAGGCCAUCACAGCCGCCAACAUCAUGUCCAUUGGCGUCAGGGGCAAGGACUGCGCUGUUGUCCUGUCCCAGAAGAAGGUUCCAGACAAGCUCAUCGACCCUUCUUCCGUCACACACAUCUUCCAGAUCUCGCCCUCGGUUGGUUGCGUCAUGACAGGCUCCAUCGCAGAUGCGCGAGCGUUCUCCCAGCGUGCCCAGUCAGAAGCGGCCGAGUUCAGAUACAAGUUUGGCUAUGAGAUGCCAUGCGAUGCUCUGGCCAAGAGACUUGCCAAUAUCAGUCAAGUGUACACUCAACGGGCAUACAUGCGCCCAUAUGGUCUCGCUGUGACGCUGAUCUCCCUCGAUUCCGAGUUGGGGCCGCAGUUAUUCAAGUGCGACCCCGCCGGUUACUAUAUCGGUUACAAGGGCACAGCUGCGGGUCCCAAGCAGCAGGAGGCGCUCAAUCAUCUCGAGAAGAAGCUCAAGAACCGGGAUUAUGCGGACGGUGAUUGGAAGGAGGUUGUUGAGCUUGCAAUCACAACACUGAGCACGGUCCUCAGCAUGGACUUCAAGAAGACCGAGAUUGAGAUUGGUAUUGUGGGAGGGCCACGCCCAGACGGCAAGGAAGGCACAUACCCUGGGUUCAGGACACUUACAGAGGACGAGAUCGACGACAGAUUACAGGCUAUCGCCGAGAAGGACUGA
Molecule: messenger RNA, 765 nt
Organism: Podospora anserina S mat+
Lineage: Eukaryota; Fungi; Ascomycota; Sordariomycetes; Sordariales; Podosporaceae
Exons: 5
Coding region: 1-765 (254 amino acids)
Biological process (GO): ubiquitin-dependent protein catabolic process
Cellular component (GO): nucleus; cytosol; proteasome core complex
Source: RefSeq, a predicted model, not a curated record